Cucurbita pepo subsp. pepo (vegetable marrow) is the source of this 1534-nucleotide messenger RNA. Its product is annotated as FHA domain-containing protein At4g14490. The record is from RefSeq and is a predicted model, not a curated record. Gene Ontology annotation, molecular function: protein binding. NCBI's taxonomy places the organism in Eukaryota, Viridiplantae, Streptophyta, Magnoliopsida, Cucurbitales, Cucurbitaceae.
CAGAGCAAAGAGAGGUGGAAUUGGAGGGGAAGCCAAACUUCAAACUGAGGAACAGCGCUCGUCCCAAUUCCAUUUCCAUUUCUAAUUUUCCCGUCUUAGAAUCAUCAAUUUAGCGAAGACCUUCUCAAUUCAAUUGCGAGAUUCGAAAAUUACGAGGCAUUUCUUCACUUCUCUGCAAUGGAAUCCUCUGCAAUUACUCUCAUCAUGGUUCAAGGACCUCGCGAGGGCGAAACCCUACAUUUUCCACCCGGAACGACGAUUCGGAUCGGUCGCGUUGUUCGGGGUAAUUCCGUCGCUAUCAAAGACGCUGGCAUCUCCACCAAGCACCUCUCUAUUGAAUCCGAGUCCGUAUCAGGCAAGUGGAUGCUUCGGGACCUUGAUUCUUCAAAUGGUACUUUUGUUAACGAUGCUAAGCUUUCUCCACACGAUGCCGUCGCUCUAAGAGACGGCGACACCAUUAAAUGCGGCGAGUUGACCUCGAUUUUGGUCAGAAUAAACAGUAAUGAAGAGUGUCGAUCGAAGCGAAACCCUAGGCGGAAAGCUGCGGAGAAGUGUACAGGUUCCAAUGUCGUGGGAUCAGUUGCAGGAACUCGGGGUCGAAGAGGAAAGGCUGUGGAAGAGGUAAGCGUACUUGGGGUUUUUAAUGAGGCGACGUUAGAGAGUGGAAGAUGUUUAAGGCCGAGGAAGAGGAGGGGUGUGAAAUGUGAAAUUACUAACCAAGUAGCGGAUUGCAAGAAAAUUGAGGAGAAUUUAGAUUUGGUAAGAGGGUCAGAGAAUGUGAACAAUGUGGAAAAUGAACCCAGCACAAAAAUUACUAGAGGAAGCACCAGGAAAGCGAACAGCACUGUACGUGUGGCCACUGAUUCUGUUCUUGGGAAUGUUCCGGAGAACCCAUGUCUGGGUGGUGAACUAAAGGCUGGGGCAAAAAAGACGAGAGCGGGAACUAGGGGAAGGAAGAAAUUGCAAAAUGAGCCACCACCCGAUUGUGGUACAGUUAUAAAAUUGGAACAUAGUGAAAGCGUCGAGCAGAAGAGCUUAGGAGAAAAUAAACUGGUUGACGAUGGAGAAGGUAAGAACAAUGCGCAUGUUGAAGAAGCCGGUAGUGGGUCUAGCCCUCAAGUGGUCUGUGAUCGAGAUGAAAACGAAGAUGUGUGUAUUAUUUCAGAAGGUUGCGAAAAGGUUGCUGAUGGGAGAGAUUCACAUGGUGAGGACAUCCUUCGUAAGGCCGAGGAGGCGCCAGAUUUGAAGAAGAUGACACUUGGGGAGUGGUUUGAUUAUUUGGAGACUCACUUGCCUAAACAAAUUAUUGAUGCGACUGAAGAGGUUAUUUCUGGUAUGAGAAUUAAAUCUGCACAAGUACGGGAGUAUGUUGCACAGCAGAAGAUUGAGAAUAGCCAGGGAGGUUAGUGGAAGGAAAACACUGGCGUACGAGGUAACCUUUUUGCUUCCUUAUUUGAUUUAAAAUUGUACAUAGAUUAUUCUUAGUUUGUUACACACACCUUUUUGAUCUUCUAAUAUAUCAUUUACUUGAUUA